CCCUCCCCUCUUCCGGCCCGCGAGCCCCCGGCGCUACCUCAGGCUGCGCUCGCCGCUCGCGCCCGUCUGCCCGCCCGACGACGCGGGAGCCGCGCGAGCCGGACCGGGCUUGCUGCGCUUCUGGCCGCCGAGAAGCGGCCCCCCCCGUGAGGCGGAGCCCGUGGUUCCCCGCCCGGAGUUGGUCGGGGCCGCCGAAUCUACGGCCCCAGAGCGGCGGCGGCGGCGGAAAGAUGAAGAACGAAAUUGCUGCCGUUGUCUUCUUUUUCACAAGGCUAGUUCGAAAACAUGAUAAGUUGAAAAAAGAAGCAGUUGAGAGGUUUGCUGAGAAAUUGACUCUGAUACUUCAAGAAAAAUAUAAAAAUCACUGGUAUCCUGAAAAACCAUCAAAAGGACAGGCCUACAGGUGCAUUCGUGUCAAUAAGUUUCAGAGAGUUGAUCCUGACGUCUUGAAAGCCUGUGAGAAUAGCUGCAUUUUGUACAGUGACCUGGGCUUGCCAAAGGAACUCACUCUGUGGGUGGACCCAUGUGAGGUGUGCUGUCGGUAUGGAGAAAAAAACAAUGCAUUUAUUGUUGCCAGCUUUGAAAAUGAGGAUGAGAACAAGGAUGAGAUCUCUAAGAAAGUUACCAGGGCCCUUGAUAAGGUUACCUCUGAUUAUCAUUCAGGAUCCUCUUCUUCAGAUGAAGAAACAAGUAAGGAAGUAGAGGUGAAAUCCAGUUCGGUGACUGCAACUCCAAGCCCCAUGUACCAGAUUUCAGAAUUGAUAUUCCCGCCUCUUCCAAUGUGGCACCCUUUGCCCAGAAAAAAGCCAGGGAUGUACCGAGGGAAUAGCCAUCAGUGUCACUACCCUCCGCCUGUUCCAUUUGGUUAUCCACAUCAGGGAAGGAAGAAUAAUAAACCAUAUCGCCCAAUUCCAGUAACAUGGGUACCUCCUCCUGGAAUGCAUUGUGACCGGAAUCACUGGAUUAAUCCUCACAUGUUAGCACCUCACUAGCUGCUUUUGAUUCUAUUAGUGUUGAGAGAAGGUAGAAUAAGCCUGACUGCAUAUUAAAAGUUCAUACUCAUAGUAGUAAAGUUAGAUGGGUUAAACCAUCAAACUUAUUUUUAUAGAAGUUAUUGAGAAUAAUCUUUCUAAAAAAUAUAUGCACUUUAGAUAUGUUGGUAUAGUUUGAGAAAUUUUAUUAAAGUUAGUCAAGUGCCUGAGUUUUUAAUAUUGGAUUUGAGUAUUUAUAUAUUGUGCAUCAACUCUGUUGCAUACGAGAACACUGUAGGAGUGGGCGAUCUGUUAUAAUAGCACCUUUGAGCAUUUACUUUAUGGAGAGUAUGUAAGUUAUUUAUACGCAGGGAAAUAUAUUUUAUGUUAUUGUUUAGAAGAAUUGUGUGAAAUCAUGUAGUUGCAAAUAAAAAGUAGUUUGAGGCAUGACAA
Molecule: messenger RNA, 1424 nt
Organism: Eptesicus fuscus (big brown bat)
Lineage: Eukaryota; Metazoa; Chordata; Mammalia; Chiroptera; Vespertilionidae
Gene: BTG3
Product: BTG anti-proliferation factor 3
Exons: 5
Coding region: 231-992 (253 amino acids)
Biological process (GO): negative regulation of cell population proliferation; negative regulation of mitotic cell cycle
Cellular component (GO): nucleus; cytoplasm
Source: RefSeq, a predicted model, not a curated record